AGUUUGGAAAGAUCCGCGCGAUCCUUUCUCGCCGUUGCUUGUUGGCAUUGCUUCACCCAGCAACAGUCUUCCGAUCUGCGAUCGACUUAAUUUGUAUUUGUUGCGUUCUCGUACCAUACUGGUUGCGUGUUGUGGUUGUCUCCAGGACGGUAGCUAGCUAGUACAGAACAGAUCUUUAUAGAAAGGAUGCAAGCAGGAGCUUCGAGACGAAAAUGGGCAGCGGGUGUAGAUAUGUAUCGGCGGGUGCCGACAGAUCUGACCGAAGGCACUCGACAGGGAUCGGUCUUUAGUUAUCUUGCAGUCAUGGUGAUGCUGAUGCUGUUCAUGCUGGAAACAAGGGAUUACAUGCAGAAGCGUGCCGAAGCCUCGGUGUCUCUGGACAAGAGCGAUGAUCCUCGCAUUCGAGUGAAUUUCAACAUCACCAUGAUGGACUUGAAAUGCGAGUAUGCCGUGGUAGAUGUGGUCAGCAGCUUGGGUACCGAACAGAAUGUCAGCACUCAUGUCACAAAAUGGCAUGUCGAUAGCGAAGGGAUCCGACGGCGGUAUCAGGGCAGAAAUAAACACCAAACGGAAAUUGAACUGCACGACGAAUCGGUGACGGCCUCAUUGGACGAACUCUAUGCAAAUGGAGAAGAUGCUGUUAGUUUGGAUGCCGAAACCUUCGAAUUCGCCAAGAGAAAUAAUGAAUACUUGUUUGUCGAUUUCUAUGCCAGUUGGUGUUCCCACUGUCGGCAGUUGGCUCCUACUUGGGAAACACUGGCGGAGGUAAUGACAGAUGUCGCCGAGCACGUUGCGGAGCAAAGUGCCCACGAGUAUUCAGAGGAAGAACUAGAACAUGCCAAAAAGGUCGAAUUGCCAGUCAUGAUUGCCAAAGUCGAUUGCGUAGAGCACAGGGAUUUGUGCCUGGCCGAAGGGCUCAUGGCAUAUCCCACUCUCAGGCUCUUUGUCGAUGGAGAAAGGUGGAGAGCAGGGGACUAUCGUGGGCAUAGAACCGUCGUAGAAAUGGCCGAUUGGUUGCAGCAAAUAGAAGACAAACACAAGGAGGAUCUCGGAGAUGAAAAGAAACGAAAUGUACAACUCGCUCAUCAGCGCGCCAAGGCUCGCCUAGAAGGAGAUGAACGGUCGGACGAGGAAUCCGAGUGGGCUGAAAAAGUGAGGCGAAGGAGGCAACGAAUGCACCACAGUUGGGUCGACUCGGAGCAUCCUGGAUGUCAGCUUGCGGGGCAUUUGCUCUUGGAUCGGGCCCCCGGAAACUUUCACAUUCAAGCCAGGUCUCCCCACCAUGACUUGGUUCCACACAUGACAAACGUUUCGCACCUAGUGCACCAUCUUUCCGUGGGAGAACCCUUUGCCGAACGACUCAUGGAAGACAACUCCAUCAUUCCCAACCAAGUGCGAAACAAGCUGAAACCCAUGAACGGCAAUGUCUACGUCACACACGAACUGCACGAGGCAUACCAUCACUAUCUCAAGAUUGUCACAACAAACGUGGAAGGUUUGAGGAGAGGCAACCGCGUUUUCAAAGCAUACCAGAUCCUUCAAAACAGCCAGCUUUCCUACUACCGCAGCGAUGUGGUCCCGGAAGCAAAGUUCAUGUAUGACCUUUCACCCAUCGCCGUUUCGUAUGAAUGGGAAUCGAGAACAUGGUAUGAUUACAUUACCUCCGUCAUGGCUAUUAUCGGAGGGACGUUCACGGUGGUGGGCAUGCUGGAGUCCACAAUUUCUUCCGUCUCCAAAGUUACCACCAGGAGACGUAUCACACACAAAAUGAACACCAAGUAGCACUGCAUUAAACAAUUCACAUAUCACAAUUUGCUUGGUGGUGGGCAAUAUUGGAUUGGAUUGGAUUGGGUGGAGGGAGAACAGUGAGCAUACCGGUAGGAACGUGGUCUUGGCCUUGUGCAUGACAUCGGCAACAAUGAACUGCGCCAGUACCUGAUACAUUAGCUAGCUAGCUCGCAAUCGUAGAUUUUCUGCCUUUUCCUUCCAUUCGUCCCAACCGUUGAUGCCCGGGGCCCAGAGGUCUGUCUCAGCGGCUGUCGUCUUACGGUUUGCCUCGAAUUCUCUGUCCCAAGCAAUUUCCAAUCAGCAUCAUUCUAAUACGUUCUGACGACCUUCGACUUGCACCUGCAUGCUGCAUGGUAUCAUACUGGUACCUGGCCACACCAUCACGUCUGCAUGUCUGCAUGGUGCACUAAUAUACCGGUACCAGUACCAGCACUUCCAUAGCCCACUCUACUACAUGUAGCUAGUGGUGUACAAGUACAAUUACACUGAUUGCGUGACAAGCCUGGUACCACCCGGAUUGCGAAAUAUAUUUUUUAACAAAAUUGCUUUAUGCUGGUAGUUCAGGUAAACUUAGGGUUAAAUGUUUUACUAGCU
Molecule: messenger RNA, 2382 nt
Organism: Seminavis robusta
Lineage: Eukaryota; Bacillariophyta; Bacillariophyceae; Naviculales; Naviculaceae
Source: the annotation of a GenBank genome assembly